GUCUUGUCUGAUUAGUAUAAAACUUAUACCAUGCGUUGCCUCCUUCUGAUGCCUUUCUGCAUGCUUGCACUUUUGGUCCUUUCCUCGGCCCAACUUUGUCCGUGUAGUAAAGAACUUGACCCGGUCUGUGGAUCGGAUUAUAAGACCUACCCCAACCUUUGCCUCCUCCAGUGCGCAGGAAAAGGAAAAGGAGUUACCUUGGCCAAACGCGGUCGUUGCUAUAAAUACGACUUCCUGUAUAAAACUAGUACCAUGCGUUGCCUUGUUCUGAUGUCUUUCUGCAUGCUUGCACUUUUGGGCCUUUCUGCGGCCCAACUUUGUCCGUGUACUUUACUACUUGCCCCGGUCUGUGGAUCGGACUCUAAGACCUACUCCAACCUUUGCCUCCUCCAGUGCGAAGGAAAAGGAAAAGGGGUUACCUUGGCCAAACGCGGACAUUGCUAGUAACAGCAAUACAAAGAUCUAACAAAUCAAUUGUAAACACACCUAAAAUGGAUACAUUUGUUAAAUGAAAAAUAAACUAAUUCAUUUUCAUA
Molecule: messenger RNA, 536 nt
Organism: Drosophila subpulchrella
Lineage: Eukaryota; Metazoa; Arthropoda; Insecta; Diptera; Drosophilidae
Product: serine protease inhibitor dipetalogastin-like
Exons: 3
Coding region: 31-444 (137 amino acids)
Molecular function (GO): protein binding
Source: RefSeq, a predicted model, not a curated record